AAAUUUGGAGAACAACCGUGAUUGUGAGUCACCGGCCCCUCCACCGCCACCAAUGCUAACGACAAACCGACCAUUUGUGUGCUCAGUGCAACAAGACGCCACUGCGCCCACCCAGUCCUUGUUCCCAUCGACUGCGGAAGCUAAUGAGAACAUAGCUAAACUUUCAAGCGGACAUGUACAAAUGUCAUUCCCCAGUAUAGAAAACAAAAACACCAUAACUGUUGAUGAGAUUCUCCUUAAACCCGGUCGUCUGACACGCCCCAAAAAGGUUUGUGUGAUAUUGCGGGGACCUCCCGGCAGUGGAAAAUCAUAUGUUGCAAAGUUGAUCAAAGAAAAAGAGUUGGAAAUGGGCGGAACUAAUCCUCGCAUUUUGAGUAUCGAUGAUUAUUUCUUAAUCGAGAACGAUUACGAAGAACGUUGUCCCAAAACCGGCAAAAAGAUACCGAAAAAAGAAGUUCUAUAUGAGUACGAUGCUGAUAUGGAGGAGACAUACAUGCAAUAUUUGAUCAAAUCAUUUAAGAAAACUAUUUCAGAUAAUUUAUACGAUUUUAUUAUAAUCGACUGCAAUAACAAUUCGUUGCGCACAUUAAAUGAGUUUUAUUGCCACUCGAAAGACUCUGGUUUCAUGCCAUAUAUAGUUGACUUGAUGUUCGACUUGGAAACCUGCAGGAAUCGCAACAUCCACGAAAGAUCUGAAAAAGAUAUUAAAGGUAUAAUUGAUAAUUGGAAACAGACACCGUUUCAUUACAUCAAAUUGGAUGUGUCUUCAUUGUUGGAAAAUCUUGUGGAAAUGGAAGAUGCCGAUGCUAUGGUGAUGGAUAAUAACAGCAAUAGUGGUGCGCCCGAUGAUAGUAAUUUGACACAGUCGCAAGCUGACAACGAAACUGAAGAUAGUAACGAGGCGGCUGAUGAUACAGCUAGUUUUGGAUUCUUAAAGAGCAAGUGGGAGAGUGAUACCACAUCUGAAAACCUUGCUCGUUUGGAUGGCACAAACAAAUUAAUGCAAAAGCGUAAGGCAGCUACAAUGGAGGACUACCUACAAAUGGACGAUUGGGAACCGCCUAAAACCAGUGCGAACGGCAAAAAAAGGGUGCGUUGGGCAGAUAUCGAAGAGAAGCGAGCACAGGAGAAGAUGCGUGCUAUCGGCUUUGUAGUUGGUCAAACUGACUGGAAGCGUAUGAUGGACCCAAAUGCGGGAAAUCGUGCUUUGAAUAAAACGAAAUACAUUGAACGUGUUAAUAAGAGACGAUAGUAAGAUAGCAAAUGGGAGCAAUUAUACAUAAUAAUAGUAAAAGUAAUAAACUCAUGCAUAUUACGCAAAAUUAUUUUAAAAACAGAACCGAAAAUAAAGUUUCUAACGAAAAUAUCAAUCAUUUAGAAUCGACAUCCAAAAAAGGAUAAUGUCCUAUUAAUCCUUUUUCGACGAUCUAUGCAUUUCAUGAUUUUUAUAUAUCAGAUUUUAUGAUUUUUUCAUCGAUAAUGAUUAAUUUUAAGCAAUUCCCAAAUAACUGAUUAGACAUCAUUAUGUUUUUUUGCUUAAAAUUUUUUUUUUUGCUUAAAAUAAAACUCAUUUUUAGAUUACAGAUUUUUUAUGAAUUUUUUGCUAACUUUCAUUUUUAGAACAAAUCUGAAGUACCAAAUUUAUGUUUAUGGUUUUGUACCUUCCCUUCCGCCCCUCUGAAAAUUAGAAAAGGAUAUUUGUCCAUUGUUUGUUCUAAAGGCACAUGCAAAAAAUUUGGAAUUUAUAUGUAUUAAUAUAAAAAUGAGUUUUAUUUCGAGUGAAAUAAAUGAAAAUCGUAUAUAUUUUAAAUUUUUAUAUUUAUUUUUUCUUCCAACGAAAUUAUUACUUAUACGUUAUAAUAGAAUUGCUCCAUUCAGUCAUCAAAAGUGCAGAAAAUCGUAAGAAUAAUUAUAUAACGUUAUUUUUUAAAAUAGAACUUAUAUUGAUUAGUGUCUCUGAUAUAAAAAUGUUUUGGCAUUGUACUUUUGAGUUUUAUUUAAAACUAUAUUAUGCUAAUUUAUUAAGAAAUAUAAAUGACAAUUUCACUCAUAUAUGUAAUAGUUCUGAAUUAGAUUAUUAUAACAUUUUAAAAUAAACAUUGAAUAAAAAUAUUCUGAAAGA
Molecule: messenger RNA, 2122 nt
Organism: Bactrocera dorsalis (oriental fruit fly)
Lineage: Eukaryota; Metazoa; Arthropoda; Insecta; Diptera; Tephritidae
Product: YLP motif-containing protein 1
Biological process (GO): regulation of telomere maintenance
Cellular component (GO): nucleus
Source: RefSeq, a predicted model, not a curated record